CCCCAGUAAAACCUCAGCUUUCAUUGACAGCCAUAGCUACAAGAUAAAGCUUUUCAGCAUAUACUCUCUUCUCAAUUUCUAGGGUUUUUCAGCAUAUUCUUUUUUAAUCUCUUUCUCUUUCUCCUGUUAUCCUCAAAAUGGCAGCUUUAUCUCUUCAUAAUUUCAAUCAUUUGGUUUCAAUUUUCUCUUCUCCUUCUUCUUCUUCCUUCUGGAAUUUGAGUUUUUCUUUCAAAAAUGAAGUCAGAUUCAAGAAAGGGAAAUUUUUGGUGUUUUUAUCAACUCACUCAAAUCCCAAAAUUCUCAAGUCUAAUAAGAAGUCAAGGUUUGGUCAAAGGAUUACUUCUUAUGAUACUGAUGAGGAAGAGGAGGAAGAUGAAGAUGAAGAAUUUGAUGACAAUGAUGAUGGCAUGGCUGGAGAUGAUUGGUUGAUGAAUGACGACUUUGCUCAACCGCAUGAAUAUGUUGUUAACGGCAAGAAAAUUAAAUCGCGCAAGGGAAGUGGUAAAGAAGGAAACAGAAGACUGCAAGAACAACGCAAAGGCUCAAAAGCCUUAAAAUCAAGACAAGGUCUUAUCAUUUCUGAAGACCAAAUGGAUGUCAGACAUGGUAAUGAUGGUUUAAAGAGGAAAAGUGUAGGGAAUUCUUAUCAUACUUCUACCAAAACGAAGGAAGCUGGUUCCUUUGACGUAGAUGGAGGAAGAAUGCUGGUGUCAAAGACAUCUAGAGAAAACCGAUAUCAACGGCUGUCAGAUGAAAUUGAUUUGGAUGAGAAAUGGUUCCCCCUUCUUGAUUAUCUAAGUACUUUUGGGCUUAAAGAUACACACUUUAUCCAAAUGUACGAGAGACACAUGCCUUCACUUCAAAUCAACGUGUGUUCAGCUCAGGAAAGGUUGGACUACUUGUUGAGUGUUGGUGUGAAACAAAGAGAUGUUAGAAGAAUACUUUUGAGACAACCACAAAUUCUAGAAUACACAGUGGAGAACAACCUGAAGUCUCAUGUAGCUUUCCUAAUGAGUCUGGGGAUCCCAAGUUCUAGAAUAGGGCAGAUAAUUGCGUGUGCACCUUCUCUGUUUUCAUACAGUGUUGAAAAUUCAUUAAAACCAACAGUGAGAUACUUGAUUGAGGAGGUUGGUAUUAAUGAACAUGAUUUAGGUAAAGUUGUGCAGCUGAGCCCUCAGAUUCUUGUUCAACGGAUUGACAUAUCGUGGAAUACUCGCUAUAUGUUUCUCUCAAAGGAGUUAGGAGCACCCAGAGAUAGUAUUGUGAAGAUGGUAAAGAAACAUCCCCAGCUUCUUCAUUACAGCAUUGAUGACGGAUUACUACCCAGAAUAAAUUUCCUAAGGAGCAUUGGGAUGCGUAAUUCUGAUAUCUUGAAAGUCUUGACUAGUCUUACACAGGUGUUAUCUCUGUCUCUGGAGGACAAUCUAAAGCCUAAGUACCUGUACUUGAUCAAUGAACUGAAUAAUGAGGUGCAUUCUUUGACGAAAUAUCCUAUGUACUUGAGCCUGUCACUAGAUCAGAGAAUUCGACCCCGCCAUCGGUUCUUGGUUUCCCUAAAGAAAGCUCCAAAGGGGCCAUUUCCACUCGGUUCAUUGGUCCCAUCUGAUGAAUGCUUUUGUCAGCAGUGGGCUGGAACUAGUUUAGAUAAAUAUUUGGCAUUUCGUCAAAGGUUACUACUCAAAGAAUUCGCAAAGAAAUAUGAGAAGUAGUGAUAAGCUUCAAAAGAUUCCUUCCUAAUACUAGAAUCCCUGUCCACUUCAAGCUAUCUAGUAUUGUAGCUCUCUAACACUACUCCGAGGUUUUGGAAUGAUACCUGAGACUACAAUUUACCAUA
This is a messenger RNA of Gossypium raimondii (Peruvian cotton), 1834 nucleotides long. RefSeq names its product transcription termination factor MTERF9, chloroplastic. The transcript is spliced from 5 exons. NCBI's taxonomy places the organism in Eukaryota, Viridiplantae, Streptophyta, Magnoliopsida, Malvales, Malvaceae. Bases 138 to 1709 code for a protein of 523 amino acids. Gene Ontology annotation, molecular function: double-stranded DNA binding. Gene Ontology annotation, biological process: regulation of DNA-templated transcription. The record is from RefSeq and is a predicted model, not a curated record.